Molecule: messenger RNA, 423 nt
Organism: Loa loa (African eye worm)
Lineage: Eukaryota; Metazoa; Nematoda; Chromadorea; Rhabditida; Onchocercidae
Exons: 4
Coding region: 1-423 (140 amino acids)
Source: RefSeq, a predicted model, not a curated record
AUGGCAGUAAUUAAUGAAAUUUUCUUCGAAUUCCAAUCGAUUACGGAUGACAUGAAAAAUGCCGCAAAAUUGAUAGAAUCUUCAAACGUAAUGAAUCUUGCAAAUUUUCAUUAUAUCAGUGAAAAAGUUAAGAUAGCUACAAGUGUCAUGCUUGCGAUAAGACAGCGAGAGACAUCGUCAGUAAUAUUUGAUCAUAUUUCUGAAUCACCACGUUCACAAACCAUACGAGUCCCAGAAGAACAGGGACACAAAACUAUACCAGAAAGUUCGGUGAUCUUCCAUAUCCCGGUGGUAGAAAGGCUUACCGGCACAAUAUCAAGAGUUAUUCAAGAGCUGGUGCCGAAAAUCAAGCCGUACACAGUAAUUCGAAAUGCAAACAGAAUGCAGCUGUGCCCUAAUGAAUUUAGGAAUCUAAAAGGAUGA